Saccharomyces cerevisiae S288C is the source of this 2277-nucleotide messenger RNA. RefSeq lists its product as uncharacterized. Bases 1 to 2277 code for a protein of 758 amino acids. The record is from RefSeq and is marked reviewed. Gene Ontology annotation, molecular function: DNA binding; zinc ion binding; DNA-binding transcription factor activity, RNA polymerase II-specific. Gene Ontology annotation, cellular component: nucleus. Gene Ontology annotation, biological process: regulation of transcription by RNA polymerase II; regulation of DNA-templated transcription; DNA-templated transcription. Lineage: Eukaryota; Fungi; Ascomycota; Saccharomycetes; Saccharomycetales; Saccharomycetaceae. The transcript has a single exon.
AUGACGCCGAAAGAAUCUGGAAAGCCUAUUUCGUGUGCAAUGAAGAAGUUGAAAGGCAAGAGAUCUAAGAUUUUGGUUUUAUCUAGAGAUGCGGGCACCAACGAAUUGAAGCCAACGAAAGGAAGAGCACAUCGAGCUUGCAUAGCUUGCAGAAAGAGGAAAGUACGAUGUAGUGGUAAUAUACCAUGUAGACUUUGCCAGACUAAUAGUUACGAAUGCAAAUAUGAUCGCCCCCCACGGAACUCAUCGGUAUUUGAUAGGGAAGUAAGCGAUGAUAGUUCCUUAUAUGCACAGAGAGCUUCCCACGAACGGGAAGAUAGCAAGGGCCCUAUAAGUUCCAUUGAUUACAAAAAGGUUGUAGAGACGAUCUUUCCACCUGAAACACUCCGUCAAAUACUUGCUUCUUCUUCUUUUAACAGCCAGAAUUUUUUGGACACUAUUAAAACGUGUCUACUUCAAGGACAAUUAAAUGUUAAUCAGGUAAUACGUCAAAGUCUACCAAAAGAUACGCCUUGGCACAUGCAAACAAGUGUUCCAUUACCACCCAGAGAGAUUGCCUUGAAAUUUAUUCAAAAGACCUGGGAUUGUGCCUGUGUGCUAUUUAGGUUCUAUCACAGACCUACUAUCAUUUCUAUCUUGGACUCGAUAUACGAAGCAGAAAAACAUGGCAAGCAAUAUACUCCAGAACAAGUGAAAACACAACCUUUAAUUUAUUCUGUUUUAGCAGUCGGAGCCCUUUUUUCUAAGGAAGAUCUCAGCAAGGAUAGUAAAGCAACUAGGGAAUUUUACACUGAUGAAGGCUACAGAUACUUUUUAGAGGCCAAAAACUCUUUGGACUUUUCUAAUAUUACUGACAUCUAUUCCAUUCAAGCUAUAUUUAUGAUGACGAUCUUUUUGCAAUGUUCAGCAAACUUGAAGGCUUGCUAUUCGUUCAUUGGUAUCGCUCUGCGUGCUGCGUUAAAGGAAGGUUUACACAGGCGGUCUUCCAUAGUUGGUCCUACUCCGAUUCAGGAUGAGACAAAAAAAAGGCUCUUUUGGUCUGUGUACAAACUAGAUCUGUACAUGAAUUGUAUUCUUGGUUUUCCAAGCGGUAUCGACGAAUCUGAUAUCGACCAAGAGUUUCCUCUAGACGUCGACGAUGAAAAUAUAUCUACUAUUGGAAUAAAGUUUCAAGAUUGGCGAACGAUAAGUUCCUGUGGAAUGAAUAAUAAGCAUACAAAGCUUAUUUUAAUCAUGUCUCGGAUCUACAAGCUAAUGUACUCUUUGAGAAGAAAACCAUUAGAAGAGGAUUCUAGGACGCAGAUUGUAUCGUUGAACGAUCAAUUAGAUAAUUGGUAUGCCCAAUUACCAGAUAUUUUGAAGGUUGACACAAUACGGUAUCGUCAAACGCAACCACCUCUAACUGUUUCCGCAAAUGAUACUAGUUCUCCAUACACUAAACCUAAGAAAUUAUUAUAUCUGGACUUCCUUCUAUCCAAAAUCGUACUCUAUAAACCAUUCUACCACUAUAUUUCUAUAGACCCGUUAGAUAUCCCAGAGUUCCAAUUUCAAAUUCACAUGGCGGAAAACUGUAUUGAAGUUGCCAAAAAAGUUAUUCAAUUAUCUUAUGAAAUGAUUACGCAAAACCUUUUGAGUGGUAGCUACUGGUUUUCCAUUCAUACAAUCUUUUUUAGUGUUGCUUGCCUCAAAUUUUAUGUCUACCAAACAGAAAAGGGCCUGAUACGAAAUGGGAAGGUUGAUUCGGAUAUUCAUAACGCUACGCAGCUUGGCAGUGAAAUAUUAUCACUUUUGAAGGGUGCUUCAAAUGCGAGUAAACGUACUUUUGAAGUAUUGAACCAAUUGUUCAAAGAGUUUAACGAGAAGACCUCUGUAUUAUCUGAACAACUUUUGAAUAUAGUUAAAUUGCAACGGCAAGAAAGUAGUGGAGCUUUAGUGCCCCAGUUGCAGACAAAUAAUAAUUUUACGAAGUGCCAAGGAGAAUUACAUCAUGGACAGCAGCAUCACCAAACUCCAGCCACGAGUCUUCGUUCCAUUCUGAAUCUUCCACAAGGGGAAGCUGAUCUAAAGUUUCAGAAUACCAAUAAUGAGAGCCAUACAACGACAGCUGCACAAGAAGAAUACUUAGAUAAACUUCUAGCAGAAUUUGAGGAAUUUGACUACUCAAUUAACAGAGUAUUACCUGAUGUCAUCGAUUUUUCAGCACUAAUUGGCCAAGAUUCUUCUGCCAACAAUCAAAUAUUUUCCUCAGAAUUCAGCUCUGACCCAACAGUAAAUUGA